CGUCACCGUUUAUAAAGAGACUCCACCGGUAGCCAUUGCUGACGCCGCCCGCCCCCGCCCGGAUCUCGCUCGCCCCCGCUCGCCGUCGCCGUCGCCGUCGCCGUCGCCAGCCGCCACCGCUACCGCCAUGGGCACGGCCAACGGCGAGCAGCCGGCGGCGGGCGCUUCCUCCGACAAGCUCCGCCACGUCGAGUCCAUGUCGCAGCUGCCCUCCGGCGCCGGCAAGAUCUCAGGGAUCAACGCCGUCGUGCUCGGCGAGUCGCUCGCCGCCGAGGAGAACGACCUCAUCUUCCCCAGCCCCGAGUUCUCCGCCGACGCGCUCGUCUCCUCCCCGAAACAGUACCGGGAGAUGUAUGAGAGGUCCAUCAAGGACCCGGCCGGGUUCUGGUCGGAGAUCGCCGAUACCUUUUACUGGAAGGAGAAGUGGAACCCCAGUGAGGUGUGCUCAGAGAACCUCGAUGUCACCAAGGGGCCUGUCCACAUCAGCUGGUUUAAGGGAGGGAAAACCAAUAUAUGUUACAAUGCUGUUGACCGCAACAUCGAGUCUGGUAAUGGGGACAAUAUUGCGAUGUACUGGGAGGGUAAUGAGCCUGGUCAGGAUGGGAAGCUCACCUAUUCUGAGCUCCUAGAGAAGGUUUGCCAGCUUGCAAAUUACUUGAAGAGCGUCGGUGUUGGCAAGGGUGAUGCUGUGAUUAUCUACUUACCAAUGUUGCUGGAGCUGCCCAUUGCCAUGCUUGCUUGUGCCCGCAUUGGUGCUGUUCACUCGGUUGUGUUUGCUGGCUUCUCAGCGGAUUCACUAGCCCAAAGGAUCGUUGAUUGCAAGCCUAAGCUUGUCAUCACGUGCAAUGCUGUGAAACGGGGCGUCAAGCCCAUCCUUCUCAAAGAUAUAGUGGAUGCGGCUUUGGUUGAAAGUGAGAAGAAUGGAGUUUCUGUAGGUCUCUGUUUGACGUAUGAAAAUCAGUCAGCCAUGAAGAGGGAAGACACAAAAUGGCAAGCAGAAAGGGAUAUUUGGUGGCAGGAUGUUGUGACCAAAUUCCCAACAAAGUGUGAUGUGGAAUGGGUGGAUGCAGAGGAUCCGCUGUUCCUUUUGUACACAAGUGGCAGCACAGGGAAGCCAAAGGGUGUGUUGCAUACUUCUGGGGGCUACAUGCUGUACACUGCAACAACCUUCAAGUAUGCAUUUGAUUACAGGCCAACAGACAUAUACUGGUGCACUGCUGAUUGUGGCUGGAUUACUGGACAUAGUUAUGUAACAUAUGGUCCUCUGCUGAAUGGUGCUACAGUUCUCGUUUUUGAAGGGACUCCAAACUACCCUGAUUCCGGCCGAUGCUGGGACAUCGUGGACAAGUACAAUGUGACAAUAUUUUAUACUGCCCCAACUCUUGUUCGUUCACUCAUGCGUGAUGGCAGUGAGUAUGUUACACGGUACUCUCGAAAGUCUCUUCGAGUCCUGGGAAGUGUUGGUGAGCCAAUCAAUCCAAGUGCAUGGAGAUGGUUCUACAACAUUGUUGGGGACUCCCGGUGCCCCAUAUCAGACACUUGGUGGCAAACUGAAACUGGUGGUUUCAUGAUCACCCCAUUGCCUGGCGCCUGGCCUCAGAAGCCAGGUUCUGCAACCUUUCCUUUCUUUGGUGUUCAGCCGGUCAUUGUUGAUGAGAAAGGGCAAGAGAUUGAAGGGGAAUGCAGUGGAUAUCUUUGCAUAAAGAAAUCAUGGCCUGGGGCUUUCCGGACUCUCUAUGGAGAUCAUGAGAGAUAUGAGACCACAUACUUCAAACCAUUCGCUGGGUACUAUUUCACUGGUGAUGGUUGCAGCAGAGAUAAAGACGGUUACCACUGGCUGACUGGAAGAGUAGAUGAUGUUAUCAACGUCAGUGGACACCGAAUCGGCACAGCUGAGGUUGAGUCAGCUUUGGUGUCACAUCCACAAUGUGCAGAGGCUGCUGUUGUAGGAGUUGAGCAUGAGGUCAAAGGUCAAGGAAUUUAUGCAUUUGUAACUUUGGUGGAUGGUGUUCCGUAUAGUGAGGAACUACGGAAAAGCCUCAUAGUGACAGUGCGCAACCAGAUUGGGGCAUUUGCAGCUCCUGACAAGAUCCACUGGGCACCGGGACUCCCUAAAACUCGGAGUGGCAAGAUCAUGCGAAGGAUUUUGCGUAAAAUUGCUGCACGGCAGCUGGAUGAACUUGGGGACACAAGCACCCUCGCUGAUCCUGGUGUCGUUGACCAGCUGAUUGCGCUCAGUGAUUGCUAGGCUGUAAUGAAUUGGGUGGUGGAUGCAUCCUUUGCGUGCAUGUUCCAUUUCUCUUCCUGUAUGAUGAGUAGAAUGUGCAUUUCAGUGUCAGAGAACUAAACUGGGGUGUGAUAUGUUGUUUUGACGUUUCUUUUUUAGAACUUUUGCAUUGCAUAUCGAGGUAGGUGCAUCGAAAUGUAUUAUUGAUUGACACAAUAAGAUAUCAAUAAAUCGUUAAAUUUAAUUUUGGUUUC
Molecule: messenger RNA, 2481 nt
Organism: Setaria italica (foxtail millet)
Lineage: Eukaryota; Viridiplantae; Streptophyta; Magnoliopsida; Poales; Poaceae
Product: acetyl-coenzyme A synthetase, chloroplastic/glyoxysomal
Exons: 18
Coding region: 128-2248 (706 amino acids)
Molecular function (GO): acetyl-CoA synthetase activity; AMP binding
Source: RefSeq, a predicted model, not a curated record